Rhodofomes roseus is the source of this 762-nucleotide messenger RNA. RefSeq lists its product as uncharacterized. Lineage: Eukaryota; Fungi; Basidiomycota; Agaricomycetes; Polyporales; Fomitopsidaceae. The coding region runs from base 196 to 582 and encodes 128 amino acids. The record is from RefSeq and is a predicted model, not a curated record. The transcript has 3 exons.
UUUGAACGCGAGCAGCCUCCCACGAAGUCGACAGGGCGUCGUGUACACUGCCUUAUUUGAUCUGACAACCCUUGCGCUAAAAAUUGAGCGUUCCCCAAAGCCAUUCACAUCAGGCUCUGCUCAUAUCGUCUCGACGCAGCAACGACUCGGACGCACUCAGACGGAUUCACACCCUCCUAUCUCUACGACUCGAAGAUGCACUGGCUAUUCUUAGUCGGCAAGGUUGUAAUCUGCAUCAUCGCCGCUCCCUUUCUGGCCGGCCUCCGCCUCGUUCUAUUCUGCAUCAUCGCCGCUCUUCUGGCCGGCCUCCGCCUCGUUCUAUGGUUCCUCGGUUUCAGCUCAGCAGGGCCAGUCGCUGGCAGUACCGCGGCGCGUAUACAGGCCAGAAUUGGCAACGUACGCGCUGGAAGCUGGUUUGCGGGAGCACAAGCUCCAUUGCAGUGGCCGCGGCAGUGCUUGGGAUAUGGCUGGGAUUCAUUCAAGGCGAGCUGCAAUAGAGGCGUGGAGGAUGCGUGGGAGAGAUAUCGGAUGCUUUGUUGCCGGAACAUCGAAUGGCUUUGCUCUCUUCUCGUUAUGAGAUGAGGAAGUCAUCCGGUAUUUAGGCAGUGAGAGACGGGUGCUUCAAGUCUGUGCGAGCUCAUGAACUGGCUAGCUCGUACGAUGACCGCGGCCUAGUGUGUCUGCGGUGUCGUGUCCCGACUUUAGCCGGCUGCCGGGUCAGGCGACGAACAGGCCCGGCUGGGGUGACGUCCGACUGUCAGC